AUUAAAAUAAAAAAAAUAAGUUGGUUAAUAAAUGAAAUUUAAUUAACAUUAAUUUAUUAAUAUAAAUAAUAAGUCAUAUAAAUAAAUCAUAUAAAUAAAUCAUAUAAAUAAAUCAUAUAAAAUAUAAAUAUAAAUAUAUACAAAUAAAUAAUAAUCUAAUAGAAAAAAAAAGUUUUUCUAUAUUUUCUUUUUUUUAUUUUUUUUUAUUUUUUUAUUUUGUUUAUUUUUUUAAUCAUUUAAAUAGUUUUUGUCUUUUAAAUUCAAAAAAUGAAGAUUAAUAUUCCAACAGAACCAAUUGGCAGUAUACCCAGACCCAGAUAUUUAAUUGAUUCUUUUAAAAAAUAUAAUGAAGGUUUAAUUACCUAUGAAGAGUAUAUGUCAAUAUGUGAUAAAUCAUUAGAAGAAACAGUUCAUGGUUUUUUAGAAGCUGGUUCUGUAGUAAUUACAGAUGGAGAACAAUAUAAACCAAAUUUUAUAACGUACCCAAUACAUGGUUCAAAUCAAGUAAUAGACCAAAAAAAUAAUGAAAAGAAAGGAUUUAUAAUUCAGUUUCAAGAUGGACAUAUAAGGCAACUACCAAUUUUAUCGGGAAAGAAUCUACCAUUUAAAUAUAAACAAUAUGCCAAUGAAUACCUAAGUAGAGUUAAAAAAAUGUUUCCAUAUGCAAAAAUCAAACAAACUAUAAUAAGUGUUUCAGCAAUGUCAUUGAUCUAUCCAGCCAACCAACAAUUUGAAAAAUAUAGUAAAGAUGAAUUUUAUAAAGAUAUGCUUAAUGAAGUGGAAAAGGAAAUUCGAAUGUGUUUGGAAACUGGUGUAGAAUCCAUUCAAAUCGAUGCAACAGAGGCUAGACUCUCAUUAAAGAUCGAUCCAAGUGGUCAAAUGUUAAAAAAAUUUAUAGAUUUAAAUAAUCAAUUACUCAUUAGGUUUAAUGAUGAAGAAAUUCAAAAGAUUGGUAUACAUUCAUGUCCUGGUGGGGAUAAAUCAUUUCAUAGUUCAGAUGUUGAUUAUUGUAGACUAUUAAUACCAUCAUUAUUUAAGCUACGUGUAUCAAGGUUUUAUCUAGAGUUUGCAGCUGAAAAAGAUAAAAUAAGAAUAUUGGAAUGUAUUGCAAAAAAUAUUAAACCCCAUCAAAUAGUUUUCUUUGGUGUAAUUAAUGUAGUGGACCCAAGAGUUGAAACUCCUGAAGAGGUCAGAGAUUUAGUAUUAGAGAUUGCCAAAUAUAUACCAUUAAAUCAAAUUGGAACAUGUUGUGAUUGUGGUUACUCUCCAUUUUCGCAACCUCCCAUAGGUGGAUAUCCUCAAACCCACUCUCUUGAAAGUUCAAGAGAAAUAGCAUUUAAAAAAAUAAAAAGUAGAGUUGAAGGGACAAAAAUGGCCGAAGAUAUUUUAAAUCAUUUAUUUUCAAUUAGUAUUUCAACAAAUCCAAAAUGAAAAAAAAAAAAAAAAAAAAUUAAUAAUCGAAAAAAUUAAAAAAAUUCUAAAUCAUUUUUUUAAAUAUAAAAUAACUUGUAUAAAUUAUGUUGGUAAUAAUUGUAAAAGUAAUAAUAAUAAUCCAUUUUAAAAAUAAAUUAAAAUUAAAAAAAAAACGAAAAAAAAAAAGAUUUUUUUUUUUUAAUUUUAUCAC
Messenger RNA from Dictyostelium purpureum, 1624 nucleotides. RefSeq lists its product as uncharacterized. Bases 268 to 1431 code for a protein of 387 amino acids. The transcript has 4 exons. Gene Ontology annotation, molecular function: 5-methyltetrahydropteroyltriglutamate-homocysteine S-methyltransferase activity; zinc ion binding. The record is from RefSeq and is a predicted model, not a curated record. NCBI's taxonomy places the organism in Eukaryota, Evosea, Eumycetozoa, Dictyosteliales, Dictyosteliaceae.